Pocillopora verrucosa is the source of this 3072-nucleotide messenger RNA. Lineage: Eukaryota; Metazoa; Cnidaria; Anthozoa; Scleractinia; Pocilloporidae. The record is from RefSeq and is a predicted model, not a curated record.
UUUCAACACUGAGGGAAUUCAACCGCAGCAGAUGGAAACAAAAGAGUCCAAUCUAAAUUCAGGUAUUUCGCGAAAGAAGGCGGCGCAAGAAAGAAAAGCAGCGGCAAAAAGAGAAAGGAUGAAGGCCUAUUAUCAACAAAACAAGGCAAAAAAGAUUGCUCAAGUUAAAGAACAGCGAAAGAAAUUGCAAGCCGAGAAAUCAAUUCGGCCGCACACACGAAGCAUUGCCGAAAAAAACAAACGCCAACAAAAAGCAACGGAGCACAGAAAAGCUUCCCGUAUCGCAGCACAAGAAAAAAGAGAAAAGACAAGGCAGCAAACAAGAGAAAGAGUUAGAAAAUACCGUGAAAAGAAGCGAACAGAAGCACAAGAAUUUAAUAAUAGCGUGGAUUCACCAGGUUUCGCAAACCGGACGUCGAAAAAACGUGCUAUAGAUAAAGUUAAGAAGACACUCCCUUCCACACCCCGAAAGAAGGCGGAAAUUGUCCAAAGCAUUGUCAAAAGCCCACGGACAAGAAAGAUUUUAGGUGAAAGUGGUCUGCUAAAGACUCCUGAAGAAGAAAAAGAAACCGAAACUUUAAGGGCACUCGCUUCCGAUAUUUCUGAAGGAUUGAACCAGGUUAAGCAUUCAGGAUCAAAUGAAAAACGGGCCGUGUUCAAAGCGUUUAAAUCUCUUGCUUUUGGAGAAAAAAUUAAAAAAGCAAAGGCAAAAAAAUCUGUUGGAAAACUUGUUAACCUUGGUGAAAAGAGCAUCAGCAGAGCCAUCCAGCACCGGGAAAAAAUUUUGAAAGGGGAAGCGGAAAACUGGCUGUACACAAAACGAAAAGUUAGAGGAGACGCCCUUACAGACGAAGAGAGCAAAGUGAUCUAUGAUUACUGGACAAACACAGCAAGCCGGCCCACAGGAGACAAAAAGGAUUUUUCAAAGAAAAGAAUUGGAAAGAAUGAGUACAUUCACCAUGCAAAGCAUGUGCUUGAAAAGACACAAACCGAGGCGUUUAUUGAAUUCAGCAACCUUCAUUCUGAAAUUAAGGUAAAACAAAGAAAAUUUGAAAGCUUGAAACCUUUUUUUGUCAAGCAGGCAAGGGAAAGAGACAGAAAGUCAUGCUUGUGCAGAAAACAUGUGGAAACACAGAUUGUUUUCUCUACAUGCAUGAAGUUUAGAAAAGCAUCCAUGAAAAACUCUGUUGGGGAAGACCCGUCAGUUCAAGUACCAACAACAUUGUCUGAGGCGGUGGAGUCAACCUUGUGCCCUAAACCAGAAGGUGCUUCAUUCCACAACAUCAAGUGCCUACAAAGAGAAUGCGACCAAUGUGGUGUAGCUUUGUUCAAGCUUCUUCCUGCUGAAACUUCAGAUGAGGGAUCUGUGAGAUGGUCACGCUAUGACUACAUUCCCACUGGAAAGUUUCUUGCCAAUGGUCAAGAAAAAAAGAAAAUUGCACUCAUCCAGAAAGAAACACCCCCAUCAGAGCUUUACGAGUAUUUCAGGGAGCUCCUUGCAGCCUACGCCAGUCACUCUUUCAUGGCAAAAUGGCAACGGGAGCAACUUGACAACUUACUUGACAACCUUCCUGCAGGCCAUGUGGUGUGUGUGCAUGACUAUUCCGAAGGCUACACUUGUCGGCAGCAGGAUGAAAUCCAGUCAGAAUACUUUGAUGUUGCCAAAGUGUCCUUACAUGUUACCAUACUUCAUCGUCAUGCAGUAGAAGAAGUGGAUGGAGUAGCAAGUACUGAAGAAGACCCUCAUCUUGUGAAGGAACACAUAUUUGUCAUAUCUGAUGACCCUGUCCAAGAUUAUGACAGUGUUCACGAGAUGCAAGAGUUCAUUCAAAACUACUUGACCAAUGAUUUGGGCUACAACACUCAGAUGAUGCACGAGUUCACUGAUGGAUGUGCUGCUCAGUACAAAUCCCGGCACUGCAUUGGUGAUCUUUCAUGUUCACUCGCUGACUUCGGCUUUCCCAUCCAGAGAAACUACUUCGAGACCUCACAUGCCAAGGGAGAACAGGAUGCUGCAGGUUCUCACGUUAAGCAAAAAGUCAGCCAAGCUGUCCUCAGAAGAACAGCUACCAUCACCAGUGCUCGAAGCAUGCACGACUUCUUAGUCCAGCACUUUUCCCAGCCAGCACCAUCAAGCUUCUCAGCAAGAACAAAGUCAGUUCAGCUUAAGCGCAGGAUCUUCCAUUUUGUACCAUCUUCUGGGGAGGGAUCUGUUGUCAGGAAUAGAGCUGGACGCAAAUUCACAGAAUUAAAAGGAAUCAGAAAACUGCAUUGCGUGAAAACCACCCCUCAGCAGGGAAAGGUGUUUGUGCGACACCGCUCAUGUUACUGCAUCAGUUGCAUUGUGAAUGAUGAGGAGAAUUGCACUAACAAGGCAUGGCUUGAUGAAUGGAAGCUGGUGGAGCUAACCAGAGAGGGUGAUGUGGCAACCACUCGACAGGCAACUGAAGCACCAAUUUUAGACCAUGAUACUGCUUCCUACAUAGCUGACCUGGCCAGCAAGGGAAGUACAGUUGCGAUAGCCGCUGAAGAUGAUCCUGUCUACGACUUCUAUCUCCUUCAGGUCACUUCUGAUGGAGUUGAAGAACUUGACAGUAAUGUUACAGAUGACUAUCAGUGUCAUUAUUACAGAGGAGACAGAGUUCUUAAGGGGCACUUUUACAUAAGGGAGAACAUUCAUGACAUGACCUUCACAAUUGACGAAAAACGGAAAGCGUUUGUACAUGCUGCUACUGUCCGUCACAUUUGCGGUGACCUACCAGUCAGAAAGAGAGGACGAAAGUCUAUUUACAAACUCCCUUUAAAAGAAAAUGAGGAAAUCAUUGCUUCAAUGUGAACUAAUGAUUACAAAACCUCUUUUUUUCCAUUUUUACAUUGAUUUUCUUAAGAUUUUAUGAAAAACCAAAAAUGUGCCACGCCCACAAGGGAUUGUGGGUAAUACCAAAAUUAGUGUUAUUAAUGCAAAAUAAUAAAAAUAUUUACAGAUAUUGAUUACAAUGUACAUUUUGAUCAAAAUUAAAGUCAAAAAGUGAUAAAAAGUGAAAAAAUAAAAAAAUAGUUAUUUUUGAACUA